AUGAGUGAUUUUGGAAUCAAGAACAUGGAUCAAGUAGCUCCUGUGUUAAACACCUACAGAGGAAUGCUCAAGCAUCAACAAGCAUUUGACGCCUUUGAUGUCACAAACUCUUUGUUUGUGGGAUAUUUUCCCUCAUUAAAUGAAGAUCAAACCCUUCAAGAAGUGCCAACAGGGUUUGAUUCAAUGUCUUAUGAGUCAAACAGCUGUGAAUUGCCUCUCUUAACCCCAUGCAGUAAGGCUGUGAUGAGUCAGGCCUUAAAGGCUACUUUCAAUGGCUUUGCAAAAGAACAGUGUCGUCUGGGCAUCCCAAAUAAUCCUUGGCUGUGGACUGAACAGCAGGUUUGCCAAUGGCUUUUCUGGGCUACCAAGGAAUUUAGUUUGGCAAAUGUGAACUUUCAGCAGUUUGUCAUGAACGGGCAAGACUUGUGCAGCCUGGGCAAGGAACGUUUUUUGGAGCUGGCUCCUGAUUAUGUAGGCGACAUUCUGUGGGAACACCUGGAACAGAUGCUAAAAGACAGUCAAGAGAAGAUACAGGACCAAUAUGUUGAAAACUCUCAUCUUACCUCAGUCCCACACUGGGUCAACAACAACUCACUAAGUUUUAAUACAGAACAGGCACCUUAUGGUAUGCAAAUGCAUAGCUACCCCAAACCCCUCACUUAUCCCAAACACAGCCUCCUGAAUGACCUAUGUCAGGCUUCUGCCGGAGCAAAUCUUCUCAGCCCAGAUCAAGAAUUUUCCAUGUUUCCCAAAGCUCAGUUAGAGACAGUCAAUGUGAACUUCUGCUCCAUGACCCAAGACUUCACAAGAAACAAUCUGAACUUGCUGAUAGAUAACUCUGGCAAAACUAGAGAGCAUGAAUCAACUGACAGCAGCACAGAAAGUUAUGAAAAUACAGAGUCUCAACUUCAGUCCUGGAACAGCCAGUCGUCUUUAGUGGAUGUACAACGUGUGCCCUCUUAUGAAAGUUUUGAAGAUGAUUGUAGCCAGUCUUUGUGCCUGAACAAGCCUACUAUGUCUUUCAAAGACUACAUUCAAGAAAGAAGUGAUCCUGUAGAGCAAGGGAAACCAGUUAUACCAGCAGCAAUUCUAGCAGGCUUUACAGGCAGUGGACCUAUACAACUGUGGCAAUUCCUUCUGGAGUUACUAACAGACAAAUCCUGUCAAUCAUUUAUUAGCUGGACUGGAGAUGGAUGGGAGUUUAAACUUGCUGACCCAGAUGAGGUGGCACGACGGUGGGGAAGAAGGAAAAACAAGCCAAAAAUGAACUAUGAGAAACUAAGCCGAGGCCUGCGCUAUUAUUAUGACAAGAACAUCAUCCACAAGACUUCAGGGAAACGUUAUGUGUAUCGGUUUGUAUGUGACCUACAGAACCUGCUAGGGUACACAGCAGAGGAACUUCAUGCGAUGCUGGGAGUGCAGCCGGAUACGGAAGAUUGAGCACUGCAAUAUCAUGCAAAACUGGAAAAGAUUGCAAGAUAUUUUGAACAGUGACGAGGACCCAUCUGCAGUCAGUCUUUUGACUGUUCUGAUUGGUGCAACUGUUAAGAAAUAAGGACCUUGAAGUGGUUUUGUAAUCGGCGAAAGCUGAAGGAAGAAGUGGCCUUAUUUCAUCAGACGCAGUGGCUUCAAGUAUUGCUGCACUAAGUCCUUUGGAGCAGUGUGGAGGAUGGCAUGGUGCCUCAUUCUAACCUGAAGACAUGGAAAUGCUCUAGGGUUAAAUGUUUUUUGGCUUUUUAUACUGCCAUAUAAUUAUGGGUUGCUUUUAAUACCAAAGGUUGGAGAGUGACCAGUAAUACAUCAGAAUUCUAGUUGAAAACGUAACUAGGUUGCUUACAUCGUGAUCUACAUCUAAAAAAAACCUACUGAACCUUUACUUUAAAGCAGAGAGAGAGACAGAUUUGUAUUGUACAUUUUCUUAUUACAACAAAGGUGUUAGAUAAGUACAGAAACAUUUUGUUUUAAGUUUCAAAACAAGGUGUAGCAAUUACAAUUUUUUCCUUCAAGAGAGGAGGAAAAAUGCACCAUUUCAAGUCAGUUUGUAUAUAUUUAUAUGCUUCUUCUUGAAGUUCUUUAAUGUUCCUAUUUAACAGAUAUUGUAUAUUGUAAUUUAACAUAAUUGUACGUGUUUUUAAAAUAGGAAGAAUGUAAACAUGUUUUUCAUGUUUGAAUAGGACAUAACAUUCUGCAGUCUGAAGAAGGCUGUAAAAUGUCUAGUAGAAGAUCAUACUGUAUGCCUGUAAUAUACAAAUUUAUACUGAGGGUAUUGGUUGAAUAUUUUUGCCAUGACUGUAGCUUGCAAACUGUUCAUUCUGGCAUUUUUACAAGAAAUUAAUACAAUCUGGGGAAUAAAGGGCCUGUUUCUCUUAAAAGGAAAAUAUUAACAUGGAUAAAUGAAACUUUUUUGUUGAUAAAAUGGCAUUUUUCUCUUCUGUGCAUGUCCUUUUUAAAAACCAUUUAUGUUCAAGCCUUUCUGUUGAAUUGUCUCCUUUUUUCCCCUCUGACUUAUCUGUCAUGAUUAAAAUAUGAAUUCUAUUUUUAGAAAUAAUGGUGGCUCUUUUUCAGAGAUCAGAAGGGAUUUAUGUAGCAACUAUUUUUUUACUGCAAAAAAACCCAAACAAUUCACUGGAAAACUACUUUGUAAGAAAGCUUUAUUUUUAUCUGAGCUUGAUGUACAUUGAAAUGUGUUGUACAGUAUGGAGGAGAAGCAAAUCUUUAUUAAAACAUCUUAGAAACAGAAACAA
Pelodiscus sinensis (Chinese soft-shelled turtle) is the source of this 2744-nucleotide messenger RNA. Lineage: Eukaryota; Metazoa; Chordata; Testudines; Trionychidae. The record is from RefSeq and is a predicted model, not a curated record.